GAAGGAAAAACGUAUAAAACGCCAAGCUCCCCGCUGAAGUUCCCGAACCCGACUCUCAGAUCCAAAAUGCUGCGUGGGAUUUUCCUGCUUGUCUCUCUCCUCAUUUUAAACCAGCAUGAAGCCCUCAUAGCUGCGAGCGUCACACCGAGGCCCAUCAUACACAACGGCUCUUACAUUAACCCUGAACUGGGGAGGUAUCACGCCCGGCUGAGGGUCCUGUCACGGAGCUGCAAGGACAUUAAAGACAAAUACGAAGUUAAAGAGGAUGGAAUCUAUUUUCUCACCACGGCAACAGGGAGUGUUUACCAGGCCUUCUGCGACAUGACCACGGCCGGCGGAGGCUGGACCCUCGUAGCCAGCGUGCACGAGAACGACAUCUUCGGAAAGUGCACCCCCGGGGACCGCUGGACGUCCCAAAGUGGCGCCAGUGACCGGCGGCCAGAGGGCGAGAAGACCUGGGCGAACAGAGCCACGUUCGGAACAGCAGAGGGCGCCACUGAUGAUGAUUACAAGAAUCCUGGGUACUAUGACAUCACCGCCCAAGACGUGUCCGUCUGGCAUGUUCCAAAUAACAAAGAGCUUGAGCACUGGACACAAAGUUCCCUCUUACGCUAUCACACAGAGACCAACUUUCUCAAGGACCAUGGAGGAAAUCUCUUUCACCUGUUUAAGAGCAACCCCCUGGUGUACGGGAGAAAGAAAUGUUCGGAGGAGGAGACCAAUGGAAUUGCUGUCCCAGUUGUGUACGACCUCGGCGAUAAACACAAAACCAGUCUGCUCUACGCACCCAAAGCUAGGGAACAAUUUGAGGCUGGUUUUGUCACUUUCAGCGUGUUUAACGAUGAAAAAUCUGCCCUAGCCAUGUGCUCUGGCGUUAAACCCACUGGCUGCAGUCCUCAACAUUACUGUAUCGGUGGAGGAGGCCACGCCUCAGAGGGCGCCCAGACCGACUGUGGGGACCUCUCUGCCUUUGACUGGUCUCCAGAUGGAGGUGAUGGAGAACAGGGAGUUUCUUCAGAGAAGAUCAGAUCAACCGUGCUGAUUUUCUAUUGCUGAUCCUCCACUGAAUCAGAGCUGUAACCUGCAGUAAGGACCAGACAGCUUGUCCACUCUUCAACUGGGAAAUCAUCAUUCAUUGGCCAAGAGAACUGUCAUUCAUUGGCCAAUAAGAGACUAACUGACCUGCUUGAGUUCUUUGUGUCUCUCUUGAGCAUUGUGAAUGUGAUGGCUGAGGCAGACAUGGUAACUGUAUCACAACUGUUUUACAACUCUGUCUUUUUACUUUGUUACAUUUUUACCAAUAAAUGAUGAGAGUAAAUUCC
This is a messenger RNA of Chanos chanos (milkfish), 1322 nucleotides long. Its product is annotated as intelectin. The transcript has 7 exons. NCBI's taxonomy places the organism in Eukaryota, Metazoa, Chordata, Actinopteri, Gonorynchiformes, Chanidae. Gene Ontology annotation, molecular function: oligosaccharide binding. Bases 67 to 1056 code for a protein of 329 amino acids. The record is from RefSeq and is a predicted model, not a curated record.